Messenger RNA from Paramuricea clavata, 2160 nucleotides. Lineage: Eukaryota; Metazoa; Cnidaria; Anthozoa; Malacalcyonacea; Plexauridae. The record is from the annotation of a GenBank genome assembly.
AUGGCGGAGGGCACAGAUUCUUUAGUUGAAAUGAUGAAAAAUCUACGCUUUGAUAUUCUAAACCCUGAGGAACCGAGCCAACAGGUUGAGACUACACCAAGUCUCCAGGAAUCGUGUCGCAGAACAAUCAUACGCGCAGUUGGGCUGGACCGUUUAUGCAAAGCUUCCGAACUCCCAGUUCCGAAACCGAUGGUAAAUUUCCUAGCAGGCGAGUUAUCGACCAACGAUUUCUUCGUGAACAGAAACAGUUUGAAUUCGGAGAAUAUUUCAAAUUGUAUCUACCCCGCGCAGUGCUUGCUGGAUAAUCGCACUGUCAUGUUAAAGUGUAUUGGUCCGUGUAUGAAGUCUCCAGAGCUCGCCAGCGCUAUGAAGGCCUGGGGUGAUCUUGAACAUGCACACCUAAUGCGAUGUUUUGCGGAGUUCAAACAAAACAAACAUGAUAUCCUAAUCUUUGAGCAUGCGCCUCAUUCCUUCAGUGAUAUUCAGACAAAACUACGCAAUUCUAACGGAUCUAUACCGGAGAACCUAAUCUGGCGCGCAUUUGCGCAACUCUGUGAAGUGCUGGUGUUUCUGCGUUCACGUAGUUUGGAGUACGAGAAAUUGAAACCGGAGUGCAUCGCGUUCGAUUCUGAAGGGAAUCUUAAGUUGGAUAAUUUGUUGCUGUAUAUGCCUUUUAAGGAAGACGAAAUGAUGGACGGGAUGGCGGUGGAUGAUGAAGGUCUUAAAGGGAUAUACACUUCACCUGAGGUAUGUUGUAGGAUUCGAAGGGACAUACACACUGAACUUUGUUAAAGCAUAAUCCAGCCUAAUGUCUUCUUCAGGGAUACAGUAGGUAGGAGUGCUAAUCAUCUUUCGUUAAAGCUUAUGGCGGGGGUGGCACCGAAGAGAAAAGGGUUGGGUAAACACAAUUUUACGUGAGUAAAAGGUUGGGUAAAUGAAAAAAAAAAACUCAAGGGUUGGGUAAUAAAAAAAUAUUGUCAUUUCCAAAGCAUGACUCCCUCAAAUUAUAUAUUAGGACUGUUCGGUAUACCGAUAUACCAAAAAUAUCGGUAUUAAAUCAAUAUCGGUAUAUCGAUACCGGAUAUUGAACCAUGCAUAUCGAUAUACCGAAAUUUCCGAUAUACCGGAAUGUUUCAGUAGGUAUACCGUGUUAAAUUUACCAACUAUAUGGCGAAAACAUAACCUUUAUUUUACUGCUGAAUGGCAAUUUGAAAGAACUUUCUACUGCAAUGAUUUAGAAUUUCCACUUCAGUGAGAUUUUACACUGAGUACGUGUCGUUCAAAACAGCUUCGGAAUUAUCGUUUUCCCUUUUAGAAUUAUUCAAAAUUUCCUUCAAAUUUUAUUAAAGAAUUUUCUUUUAUAAUUAUCAAAGGAAAACCGGUAAACCGAUCAUAUCGGUAUAAUUUUUUCGGUAUACCGAUACCGGAAAUUUCUCAUACUGAACAUUCCUAACUCAAAUAUUGAAGACUAAAAAGCAAUGUCAACAGUAAUGUGUCAAUACAAUAUAUAAAUCAAUCAGAGCCACUAUCUACAGGUUCUUCAUUGACAACAGAACUUUAGAAAUCUGACGAAGUCAACCUGUAUAAUUAUAUACAGAAUUAUUAUUGAUCAUUUUCCGAUUUGCCAGGAGGGAAAUAGUUUCUCAAAAGAAAGUACAUGUGCGGACAACAUGAAACAUUAGACUGCAGAAAAUUGCACAAAUGGUAUCCUUUUGCAAAAUCGUUGGCCAGGGGUGGGUACUUUUUAAUGGUUGGAUCGGCAAAACUUUUACCAAGAAAAACAUUUCUCUUCGGUGCCACCCCCCACCAUAAAUAAUGACCAGUCCCUUAGUGCUGAAUUUUUAAAUUCUUUCUUAUCAGGUAAUCAAUGAAGAGCCCUCAGAUAAAUCCAUAAUAUGGACAGUUGGCUGUUGUGCCUACGAGAUGGCGACAUUAAGACCAGCAUACGCUAUACAAGGCACAGAUAUGUUCUCAGCACUCAAUGAGAUUAUGCAAGGCAACCCCCCACCUCCACUUCCAGCGAGCUAUACCGAAGAUUUCCGAAACCUUAUCGAUAGCUGUCUACGAUCGGAGGCCGAAACUCGCCCGAGUAUUGAGGAACUCUUGCGAGUAGCAAAAGAGAAGGCAGGCCCAGUGCAAGGCUCCAUUGUCAGUUUAUAA